Molecule: messenger RNA, 2127 nt
Organism: Lathyrus sativus (Indian pea)
Lineage: Eukaryota; Viridiplantae; Streptophyta; Magnoliopsida; Fabales; Fabaceae
Source: the annotation of a GenBank genome assembly
AUGGAAAAGAACCAGCCGGUUUUUGUCAAAGAUGCUGUCCUGAAAUUGCAAUUGUCUCUCCUCGAUGGCAUCCAAAGUGAAGACCAGCUGUUUGCAGCUGGAUCUUUGAUAUCAAGAGGUGACUAUGAAGAUGUUGUAACUGAAAGGUCCAUUACUAAUAUGUGUGGUUAUCCUUUGUGCCACAAUGCUUUGCCAACUGAUCGCCCUCGGAAGGGUAGAUAUCGAAUUUCGUUGAAGGAGCACAAGGUGUAUGACCUGCAUGAAACUUACAUGUUUUGUUCUUCCAGUUGUAUGGUUAACAGCAAAGCUUUUGCUGGGAGCUUGCAAGAUAAGAGAUGCUCAGUUUUAGACCCGGAGAAACUGAACAAUGUUCUUAGGUUGUUUGGGAAUUUGAAUAUGGAACCAAUGGAACAUUUUGGAAAGGAUGGACAAUUAGGUUUUUCUAGCUUGGAAAUCCAGGAUAAAACAGAAACUGGCACUGGGGAGGUGUCUUUGAAGCAGUGGGUUGGACCAUCUAAUGCAAUUGAGGGUUAUGUACCAAAAAAAAGAGAUAACAGCUCUAAGGGUUCUCAGAAAAAUACCAAAAAAGGAUCCAAAACUAUUUGUGGAAAGUUGAAUGGUGACAAAAGCUCAAUUAUCAGUGAGUUUGACUUCACGAGCACAAUAAUCACGCAAGAUGAGUACACUGUUUCAAAAUUAUCAUCAGGGCAAACAGACACAACUUGUGAUGGACAAAUAAUUCCAACAGCCAUAUUGGAGCAGCCAAAAAGGGUUGCCAAUAAAGUAGUCAGGAAAGAUGAUGAUAUACAAGACCUGUCUUCAUCCUUUAAGAGUAGUCUUAUUUUAAGUCUCUCAAAAAACAAAAAGGAAAUAGCCAAAUCAUCUGAAGAUGUUCUCAAACCCUCUCUCGAUCCUUCUAUUGAAAAGAAAGUUGUCCAAUGUAAUAUGGAACAGAAUGAUUUUGAAAGGAAAUCAAUACAACUCAAAGGAGAAACAAGUAUAGUUGCUGCUAACGGCGAUGCUUCCACUUCUAUUUUAGUUCCUGCCAAUGCUGAAGGGGAACUCCAAAUUGAAAAAACAAUUGGAUCUUUCCCGACAAAACCCAAAUCUUCUCUUAAAUCUGAUAGUAAAAAGAAGCUCAGUCGCUCUGUUACAUGGGCUGAUGAAAAAACCAACAGUUCUGGGAGUAAAGAUCUUUGUGCAGUUAAAGAAUUUGGAAACAUUAAAAAAGAAUCUGACAUGCCAGAUAAUAUAGAUGCUGCUGCGGAUGAAGAUAUGUUACGUUCUGCAUUAGCAGAAGCUUGUGCAAUUGCAUUGAGCCAAGCAUCAGAGGCUGUUGCCUCAGGAGACUUAGAUGCCAAUGAUGCCGUUUCUGAAGCUGGGAUCACUAUAUUGCCACAUCCUCCCAAUGCUGUUGAGGAAGGUACUAUGGAUGAUGAUGACAUUCUAGUUGAGGAAGGUACUAUGGACGAAGAUGACAUUCUAGAAGCAAAUUCAGUUACUCUGAAAUGGCCAAGGAAACCUGGAAUUUCCAAAUUUGAUUUGUUUGAUUCUGAAGACUCAUGGUUUGAUGCUCCACCAGAAGGUUUUAGUUUGACUUUGUCACCUUUUGCUACUAUGUGGAAUGCCUUCUUUUCGUGGAUAACAUCAUCUUCUUUGGCAUAUAUAUAUGGGAGGGAUGUAAGUUUCCACGAAGAGUUUCUAUCAGUUAAUGGGAGAGAAUAUCCUAGCAAAAUUGUCUUGACAGAUGGUCGAUCAUCUGAAAUAAAACAAACAUUAGCCAGUUGUCUUGCUCGAGCUUUACCUGCAGUUGCUGCUGAGCUCAGGCUGCCAAUACCAAUAUCUACAUUAGAACAAGCGGUGGUAUUCUUGCUGGAUACAAUGUCGUUUGUGGACGCACUUCCAGCAUUCAAAAUGAAACAAUGGCAAGUGGUUGUUCUCUUGUUAGUUGAUGCAUUGUCCGUUUGUAGAAUACCUACUCUUAUCUCAUACAUGACGGAUAGGAGGGACUUAUUUCUCAAGGUUCUGAGUGGUUCACAAAUAGGUAAAGAAGAGUAUGACGUUUUGAAGGAUCUCAUUAUACCACUUGGUCGAGCACCUCAUUUCUCUUCUCAAAGUGGAGCGUGA